AGCCUGACAAACAGUCAGAAAUAUUUGAAUGCUAUCGCGUUCCACUCUUAAAGGCGAAGCAAUUUCAAUCGCCAGGUGUUCGUGUGGUGCCGGCGCCAGUUCAGAGAUGGCUUCGUCCAGCCACAUCGUGGAUGAUUUUGAGAACUCUUUUCAGGCAUGUCUGGCUGCAGUCACAAAUCCAGAUUACUUCUAUGUUCGUGACUCGGAAGAAGUAAAGACAGGAGUAGAGCAGACUAUACAGCGGUUCCUGGAUGUAGCUAAACAGAUGGAGAGUUUCUUCCUUCAGAAAAGGCUGGUACUGUCUGCUCAGAAGUCUGAGCAAAUGGUCAUGGAGGAUAACACAGAGCUGAAGAAUGAGCUGGUCCGCAAAGAGCAGUUGCUACAGAAGUACAAUGAGAAGAUUCACUACUGGCAAAGCCUUCUGAAUGACACAGCGAAUGCAGCUGGGCAGCAGCCACAGCCACAACCACAAGCACCUCCAGGAGGCGGCACACAGCAAGGCAUGCCAACACAGAGCCAGCAGUCUAUGCCAAUGGGUGGUGCAGCACAAGGCCUGCCAGGUCCACUGGCCUACUUGGAGCGGACCACAUCCAACAUUGGCAUGCCAGAUCCCAGGCGAUGAAGACUAGAGGCACACCAAAGUGACUGCUUACGCAUCAUCUUUCAAAAACCAUAAGAGAGUGCUGUGUGAAAUGUGCAGCUAGCUGUGGUAGGCAGUGCUCAUAAGUGCCCCAGUAGGCUUAAGACAUACUGAUUUGUUGUGAUAAUUAUUAUGCCAGUGCCCCAUCUCUGAACCACUUUACCUGUGGCAUAAAAUUCUGGCCCCCACACAUAGGCGCCGACUACGGGGGGGAGGCUCCGGGGCUCGAGCCCCCUCCGGAAUUUUCCCGGGGAAGCUGAGCCCCCCCCCCCCCCCCGCCCUUAAAAUGUUAUUACCGGAGUUCUGUUACCCACAUAAUUUGAGGAUUAUCUUGCGUUGCCUCCACAUUCUCACUUUUGUUGUGCCUUAUGGCACCAUUGUUGUCACAGACGUGCACGGCUUUUAAUUUAUACUUUCGCUUUAUUUUGGCAACUCCUGACAAUAGGAGGACAAGCGCAUUAGAAGCACCAGCGGCGGCUACCUCAUCCGUGUUUCCUCAUUUUAACAUUUUUUUUAAAUUUCUGCUGAGAACGCCACGCACAGCCACAAUAUAUUUAAAUAUAUACAAAGGACAAAGUUUAUUAUAUUUUUUUUUUAAGAGAAGGAGGUAGCCAACUAAAUGAAUAGCUUAUACCUAGAGAAUGAAUAUGUUGAUGUAUGUUCACCUCACUUCAAAUUACUUUGCGUGGUUUUUUGACACUGAAAAGAACCUGCAGACUUCAGUGACCCCUUCGGCAGAGUCUUCUAUCAACGAUGCGUGAAAAGCACGUGAGUGGUAUGUGUCUCAAUAUUGAUUCUCUUUCCAGUAGGCAAUGCUAAUGACUGGCGACAAAAUAAAAUUUAAAAAAAGCUCUUCUAAUUAUUUACAACAUUUACGCAUUAGGGAUGGAAACAUCGCAUCUUGC
Dermacentor silvarum is the source of this 1545-nucleotide messenger RNA. RefSeq names its product mediator of RNA polymerase II transcription subunit 28. NCBI's taxonomy places the organism in Eukaryota, Metazoa, Arthropoda, Arachnida, Ixodida, Ixodidae. The coding region runs from base 29 to 622 and encodes 197 amino acids. The transcript is spliced from 5 exons. Gene Ontology annotation, cellular component: mediator complex. The record is from RefSeq and is a predicted model, not a curated record.